This is a messenger RNA of Aedes albopictus (Asian tiger mosquito), 10741 nucleotides long. RefSeq lists its product as uncharacterized. Gene Ontology annotation, molecular function: nucleic acid binding; zinc ion binding. The record is from RefSeq and is a predicted model, not a curated record. Bases 8560 to 10731 code for a protein of 723 amino acids. The transcript is spliced from 2 exons. Lineage: Eukaryota; Metazoa; Arthropoda; Insecta; Diptera; Culicidae.
GCGGAUAUAAUCAAAAUUGUUGUCACGCCAUUUGCCGCUGUCAAGCCGUUGGAAAGCGAGUAAAAGGAUGAACAUUGUUUUGAGCCUAUUUUAGCUGGUUUUGUAACAACUAUCCAUCAAAUUUCCAUCGCGAAUGAAAAAUAAUAAACUUUGAACACGAGAACAAAAUUGGAAUAUUGGUGGAUUGAUCAUGUUUACCAUUUCCGAACAGCGUCGCGACGGCGUGUUUGACAACCGAGCUGAGAGAGGUGGUUGCAAGAAAAUUGAACGCUCAUGCGUGUUUACAAGCUGUGUGCCGGGAGUGUGUAGGUGUGUGUUGGCUAGCUUGAAAAAUGAAACCGUUUCUAUUCGCAGCACUCAGGUUCACACCGGUGCUAUCUAAACGGGAAUGGAAAAUAAGGACGCGACAUGGGAUUAGCGAUGGGUUUCCACAUUUGAGGACCUGCUCAAAUCUUGCAAUGAGUUGCAUAGUAGUAUAGUGCAGUAGUAUAGUGCAUACUGCCUUGCACCCUUCAUACUCUUCAAACCCUUAACGCACACUUCACAUUGUUAUUCAUAGCAUUAGCUUCCGUGUGUAGACUAGUUCAGUUGAAUAAAGCUCUUUGUAACGAACAGACACACAUGGACACACCGAGUCUUUUCUUCUGUACCAUAUCCGUAACAUGGUGUCAGAAGUUUUCGCGGUAUAAAGUUCGGAAAAAACCUAGUUAAUCGUCGGGCAUCGUAAAACCCGUAGUCGCGUUAGUGAUUGCGUAAAGAAAGCAUGGGACAUGGACGAGAACUUUUCGGUUUUCAAGGAUAAUUGGAAGAAUUAUUGCACCGCGGUUGGCAUGGAUGAAUGGCCGGCCACGGAAAAGGCGAAAAAGAUGUGCAUCCUGCUGUCGGUCGUGGGCACCGAGGCUCUGAAGAAAUUUUCCAAUUUCGACCUGCUGACAGCAGCGGACAGAGUAUCACCGGAUACUGUGCUGGCAGCAAUGAAGACCAAGGUGACCCGUACCAGGAAUAUUAUCGUGGAUAGGCUGGAGUUCUCCAGGGCCAAUCAGGCAACCGAGGAAAGUAUCGACGACUAUACCGCCCGUUUGAAGACUCUGGCGAAACCAGGAAAGUUCGGAGGUCUAGAAGCGGAAAUGAUCACCUACAAGCUGGCAACUUCUAACAAGUGGCUACAUCUCAGGACAAAGAUUCUAACCAUGGCAGAUCUCACUUCGGGGAAGGCGACAGAUCUGUGCCGCGUGGAAGAAAUUACUGCGAAGCACGUCUAAACGCUCUCGUCAGACAAAAUGGCGGAAGUAAACAAGUUGAAAGCAUCGUCAUCGAAGGCGCGUUUGUGUAAGUUCUGUGGAGACUGGCAUGUCUUCACAAAAGGUUCGUGCCCAGCCUACGGAAAAAAAAGUGCAAGAAAUGUGCAGGAAAAAACCAUUUCGAAAAGGUUUGCCGGAAGAAUCGAUCCAGUUCGUCGAAACGGAGCCAUACGCGCAGAGUGAACAAGAUAAACGAGGACACUUCGGACGGAAGCGAUACAGAUGAAGAAUACAGCGAACAGUCGGAGGAAUCAGAAAUCGAAGGAGAAAUUGGCUUCUUUAACGGCGUUGAGAUAAUUCGAUAUUCUGAAUCUGCAAUGUCUGGACUGUCCCAAAAAAAAUCGAUGUUCAAAAAGUCAAGGUGCUCAACCCUUAAUUGAAAGAUAUGCAUAUUUGAAGCAUUUUUGUAGAACAUUUCGAUUUUCUAAAAAAUCAUUUAGAGGUUCCGCUAGGGCAAUUUUUGAAAAAUGGCCUUUUUUCAUGAAAAGUCUCAAAAAAAUCAUUUUUUCGUAAUAUUUUUUCAAUUUCUGAAUUUUUUCAAUAUUUUUGUAUUUUUCUAUGGACCUCUAGGCAUUCUUGAAGGGGAUAAGUUUUUGGAAUAUUGUAUUUAUAUUGACGGCAGAACCAUUUUUAUGUUGAUAAAAAAUCUAUUUUUUGAGAAUUUUUCCUCUAAAUUUGAGAAAAAAAUACAUGCACGAUUUUUUAUUUUCAAUUUUUAAAAUUUUGUCUGAUAGUACUAUUUGUAUGCGUCAUUUCUCUAAAAAAAGAAUUAAAAUAUCUUGUCUAGAAGCUGAGAUAUUAGGAUUUUAGUAAAUGGACAAUUUUUCAAAUUUUUGCAAAGCUUUGGAUAUUUGCAAGGGGUUGGUCAUUCGGCACAUUGUGCCCGGCACACAUGCCGGCACAUCUCGGCACACAUGCCGGCACAAUCCGGCACACAUGGGCACAACAUAGAAAUCCAACUUUGCGGUAUGGAAUCAAACUGUCAUUAUACUUACGAUUGCAAAAAAUCCCUUCAUACAGAUUCUAGACGAGUGUUCUGGGUGGAAUUUUGUCGGUAAACACCGACUAGACCAAUAACAUUCGCCAAAAAUAGACAGGAUUAUAAUUAGCGCAAAAACAUUCUAAGAAAAUAUUCCACUGGGCACAUUCGGCACACCUCCGGCACGUUCGGCACACUUCGGCACACACUGAAAAAUAACCGGCACAGUUUAGGCACAUAUUGGCACACGCUAAAAAAUCACGGCACAAAUGAAGUGUGCUGAAUGACCAACCCCUUGGAUAUUUGAAAUAUUGUAAGGUCUUUUUGACACUCCCAUAUUCGUAAAUUUAAAAAAAAAGUUAAAAAAAAACAGCUUUCCUUGUUGGAUGAUCAAGCUAGUUUAAAUAUGGAUAUUUUAUUCUGGGCUAGUUGGCAGUAGAUUUAUGAAGAGCUUUCUGAAUAACUACAAAUAUGACGGGUAUUGUGGUUACUGGUAGCAACGCAUUUAGUUCAAGAUUACGUCGUGGAAUUCCUUACUACUGCGCCCUUUUUUUUUUUUCUGAAAUAGGAACGACCAUUCCAUGCAGAGAUUAUAUAAUAUUGAUAAAAUCAAUAAAAAAUAUCGUUAGGUCUAAAAAUCAUGACGUUUAGGAAUAAUAAGAUCGCGUAUUUCCCCGAAAGGCUAUUAUUGUCUAUUAUUUUCUAAGUUUUUUUAAAAUCAGUCUUGACUUACCUUAGCUAUUUUUUUAAUUAUUUCAUCACUAUUAUAUUACCUCUGCAUGAAAUAGUUUUUACAAUUCAGAAAAGGGGUGUAAUAGUCGAGAAUUCCACGACAUAAUAUCGAAAUUUAUGCGUUAUUACCAGUAACCACGAUACCCGUCAUUGUUGUAGUUAUUCAGAUAACAGCUCUGCAUGGAUCUACUGCCAAUCACCCUGGAUUAAAAGAUCCAUGUGUAAACUAGCUAGACCAUCCAACAACGAAAGCUGUUUUUUCUAACUUUUUUUUAAUAUACGAACAUUGGAGUGUCACAAAGACCUUACAAUAUUCCAAAUAUACAAAGUUUUGCAAAAAUUUGAAAAAUUAUCCAUUUACUAAAAUUACAUAUGUACAUAUUCUAUCCAAAUUAUUUGCAAUUAUACAGGGGAUAGACAAAAUGAUCGGGACAGGCAAAAUUUUCACUUUUCAAAAAAUGUUCAAUUAGCUGUAACUUUUUGAAAAGUGCAUCAAAUAUUUUCAAAUUUUUACUGUAAGUUCCUCAACUAGUUGUGUAUCAGUGGACAAAAUUUGGAAAAGAUCGGACAAUUCUUCACGAAGUUAUAAAGAUUUUUGAAAAAGGUAAAAUUAUCCGAGAGCCAACUUUGAGCUGUUAUAUCUCCGGAUUUAAUGAACCGAAUGCAAUGAAAUUUUGUCCAUUUAUGACUUAUAUAAUGAGCUAUGAAAAACCAUUGACUUGACUUAAUAUUCUUAACACGGAAGAAAGUUAUAACGAUUAGAUUAUUUUUCUAAAAAAAACACCAAAUUAUCCAAAACAUCAACAUCGUUUCAAAAUUCAAGAUUCAAAUUAGAGUUCAUUUAGUUUCCCUCUAAUUGACUUAUAUAUAAAUGCGCUUUGAAGGAAAGUAACAACAUAGCCGCCAAUAAAUUGAAAAAGUAAUGGGAUGCAUAUUAAAAAUAGAUCAAUUUACUAAAAAAUCAUGGAAAAAAUAAAAUCGCUAUAACUUUUUCGCUUGUUAAAAAUUUCAAGUUAAGUUGAAUGUUUUUCAGAGUUCAUUAUAUAAGUCAUGAAUGGUCAAAAUUUCAUUGCAAUCGGUUCAUUGAAUCCGGAGAUAUAACGGCUCAAAUUUGGCUAUCGGAUAAUUUUAUCUUUUUCAAAAAUCUUUAUAACUUCGUGAAGAAUUGUCCGAUCUUUUCCAAAUUUUGUCCACUGAUACACAACUAGUUGAAGAACUUACAGUAAAAAUUUGAAAAUAUUCGAUGCACUUUUCGAAAAGUUACAGCUAGUUGAACAUUUUUUGGAAAGUGAAAAUUUUGCCUGUCCCGAUCAUUUUGUCUAUCCCCUGUAUUUAAUUGAGAAAUUACACAGAUAUUAAGAAAAACAAAUAUAUCUAUUGAAUCUGCAAUUUAUGAGAUUCAGAAAUUCGCGUAUUUGUACAAAAGCUUAAGUUUGUCUAUAAUAUUUUAAGUUCAAGUUUUCAGUAAAAAUCAUGACUUAACUAUGGUUUUUUAUUGAUUUUAUCAAUAUUUUAGAAUCUCUGCAUGGAAUGGUCGUUCCUAUUUCAGAAAAAAAGGGUGAAGUAGUCGGGAGUUCCACGACGUAAUCUCGAACUAAAUGCGUUGCUGCCAGUAACCACAAUACCCGUCAUAUUUGUAGUUAUUCAGAAAGCUCUUCAUGAAUCUACUGCCUACCAGCCCAGAAUAAAAUAUCCAUAUUUAAACUAGCUUGAUCAUCCAACAAGGAAAGCUGUUUUUUAAACUUUUUUUUUUAAUUUACGAACAUGGGAGUGUCAAAAAGACCUUACAAUAUUCCAAAUAUCCAAAGUUUUGCAAAAAUUUGAAAAAAUUGUCCUUUUACUAAAACCUUAAUAUCUCAGCUUCUAGACAAUAUAUUUUAAAUCUUUUUUUAGAGAAAUGACGCAUACAAAUAGUACUAUCAGAUAAAAUUUUAAAAAUUGAAAAUAAAAAUCGUGCGUGUAUUUUUUUCUCAAAUUUAGAUGAAAAAUUCUCAAAAAAUAGAUUUUUUAUCAACAUAAAAAUGGUUCUGCCGUCAAUAUAAAUACAAUAUUCAAAAAACUUAUCCCCUUUAAGAAUGCCUAGAGGUCCAUAGAAAAAUACAAAAAUAUUGAAAAAAUUCAUAAGUUGAAAAAAUAUUACGAAAAAAUGAUUUUUUUGAGACUUUUCAUGAAAAAAGGCCAUUUUUCAAAAAUCGCCCUAGCGGAACCUCUAAAUGAUUUUUUAGAAAAUCGAAAUGUUCUACAAAAAUGCUUCAAAUAUGCAUAUCUUUCAAUUAAAGGUUGAGCACCUUGACUUUUUGAACAUCGAUUUUUUUUGGGACAGUCUCUGCAUGUCAAACUAAGCCGAAAUCCAAAUUUUCAUGAAUUUUGGAGUCCAGGAACCCAGUUAAAAAUCAAUUUGAAAUUUGUAUGGGAGCGAUUUGUCGAAUCACCCCUCGUCACAGUUUGUACUGGGCGGAGCUGUCAAACAGUUGCCCAGCUGUCAAAAGGUGAUUUCAAAAAAUCUCUUUGAAAUUGAUUUUAAGUACCAAAACAGAGUUCUAAAAAUCUGAAAAAAAUAUAGUGACUCAGAAAAAGGUGCUCUUUCGUAUAAAACCAAAAAAUCAACAAAUUUUUCCUAAUUUAAAAACCCAAUUGGAAAGAUUUGUUCUCUCAACUGAAGGAUUACAACCCGACUACACCAAGAUUUCGUCGAUCAAACACUACCCGGUCCCCGCAAGUAGAACGGAAUUGCAUCGGUUCAUUGGGAUGGUUACAUACCUCAGCCGUUUCAUUCCUAACUUGAGCGCUUCUUUCACUAAGCUCCGCUGGUUGAUCUUGGAAAAGAUACCAUUGGAAUGGAAUCAGGCGGAGGAUGACGAAUUUCGCCCCAAAUCGUAUUCGGAAUAUUUCUAACAAACGAUUUUUUUUUCAGUGCCUUUUGUUAUCAAAAACUAAACCAGUGAAGGUCAUAAUCAUCUCAGAAUCCAAUGAAACACAAUUUGUUAAGAGAUUUUGUCUCAUUUAUUCAAGGAGAUUCUGUCUCAUUCAUUCACUCUCCUUCUGGCGACGAGUCGGGAAGUCUCUGUGGUACUCCGGAUUGACCUAGCGGAAGCCAAUACUUACAAAUCGAAAUAAAUGAUUUACCGAUUUACAAAAUUUACAACGCAACCUUGGAAUUUUCGUAUGGAAGGUGUUGUGUACCAGCUACGCCGAAAUGCAGGUAGAAGACGGAAGGUGACAAAGGCGAAUCACGAGGUUUGGUGAAAAAUGGUUCUCGAGUGCAAUCUGCACUCAGAAAUAAAUAAAGUCAUUAGUGAAUAUUUUCUAUGCAAAAUAGCGGUUCGACUGGGUUCAUGCAUUAGUUGACUAAACAUAAAUUAGUUAAGCAAAACUAUAUACUACUAGCUGUGGUUUGACAACUGUUGAGCUCAAAAUAGCACCACACUCUAGAUUGAUUUCAUUUCGGUCGUGUUGAUUUCCUUCCCAGCUCAUAGAAAAUCAGUUAUUUUUCAAUUCUGUUACUUUUCUAGAUGAUUUUCGUAACUUUUUGUACAUAUAAACACAGCCACCAUGAAAACGAAUCAAACCGUGCAAGAGCCAUACUAAUCGGUUCAGCCAUUUGUGAGUUUUGUUGCCUCAAAGGGAUUCCAAACUCAUUUUUAUAUAUAUAGAUUUAGUUUUCAAAAUGCAUAUUUUUUAGUAUUUUUAAAAAAAGUUGUUCCGGUUUUUUUUUUUCUAAAUUUUAUGCAUUUUAUGUAUACAUUUAAGUAAGUAGUUUCUAGGAAUUUCAAUUCAAAAUAGUGAUUCAAUUUAUCGGCAGCCAAAUUCAAACAAAAGUCGUUUCAAGCUUAAACCAUAAGUUUAUAUUACAAAUAAAAUGUACCAUGUUUGACAAAGUUCAAUAAUUUAACAAUCCGGAACGGUUGUGCUGGGGAUACUUCACUUUCCUUAGGACCUGCAGGGUCCUAUAGAUCAGUUGCCAGCUCCACGAUCAAUGCUCCGAGUUCACAUGUCCAUGUCCAACAGGAGCGUGGCCACGGUGAUUCUUGCUCUGUAAAGAAUAUUAUGCUUUUGGUCGAAAUACGAAGUGACCGAACGUGCGAAAAUUGAUUUUUAACCUACUUAGAAAUGUCGCAACUCAAUUUGGAUUAGUGCAUAUUGUUGCUCUUAAUUAGCUUAAUGAUGCGCAACAGAAAAAAAGAGAUUAAAAUUUACUUCGCAGCUGCAACUUCGCAUGUGCUUCUAGCGACGACUUCGAUUUGGUGGUGCGACGAUAAUAUGAUGUAAUCAAUCAUGAGAAACUCACCAGACUUCGUGUUCAAGAAAAAUUAAGGGAUCGAAAUAAUUUGAUUUACUCACCGCGUCACUUUUCCGAAAGCUCUUCCCACAUUAUACUGCAUCCAUUAUGCGGAACUUCUCGUAGGUGUAAUAACAAUUUUAUAGAUAUUUCUAGAUAAAUAUGCAAACUUUAAAAAAUUUACCGAACAUGGAAAUUUAUAACAACUGCUGCUUUUCUUGUAAGUUGCGCCGUACAGGUGUCUGAAAAUUAUGCAUUUAUGCAUUUUAAUUACAAAAUAUAUGCACCAAAAUAAUGUUUAUUAGAAAUCUGUAUGCAUAAACAGGAUUUAGUUAUGAAAUGACUGAAAAACAGUAAUUUUAUGAAUAACCUUAUUUCUGAGUGUGAACAGUGUAAAACGACCGUGGUGCGCUUUUUGUGAAGAAUUAGUCUAUGUUAAUAUUCACGUAUAAAAAAGGACGUGGUUCGCAGCAAGUGAGAUGGAUCGAUUACGAAAAGGAUGAUCUGCGGCCGCACACACACAUGGACCAAGUAAAGUGGAGACGUCUCUUACGUACAGCAGAGGACACUCAGGCAUUAAUCGGACGGGAAAGGGCUCUUUUUUCUCGUUCCAGUUUCGUCAACAUCAAUCAGGCAGACCGAGCGGGGGUGACCACCGACGUCGGCGCACCGUCGAUCUUGAGACGUUCUCGGUGGCUUUCGGCGGGACGCGGUAGCCAGCUUUCCGGCGCGGGAGCGAAGGGCUCGAAGGCAGCAACGAUCGCAUCGGUAAUCGGAGGAGCGGAUUGGUGAGCGAGUUGGCGCCAAUCAUGAAUCGGACCGUAGGGUCGGCCGGGAACACGCAUCCGGCAGGCGAGGAGGCCCGAGUGAGCGGUCGAGGUUUGUGAUCGGUGGCGAUGCGUGAGUACAAAGAUGAGACAAAUGUUAGUUUCUAAGUAAGAAUAAGCAGCUAGGACGUAGAGAGAGGAUUAGGCGUUUAGGUGGCACAAUGCUAGGAGCCAAAUAAAGAUGUUGUCUAAAUGAAGAAGCUUUGAGUUGGUGCUUUGAUUGCCGUGUUUGUGCCCGAAUUACCCUGCUAUACGGUAGUCUUGCUCUACUGGUCGGGAAGUUAGCAACACUGGCGCCCAACUGAAAAUCCACAAAAUUUGAAACUACCGUUAGCGAUUUUUUGGUUUUGGGUUUGAUAUAUUUGGUUUUGUGUAUAUUGACUAUCCGGCCUUGAUAGUCAAUACAAUUUUAGCCCUUUACGCAGUAAGUUCGAAAGUAAAAUGGACUUUACCCAUUUGACUGACGAAGAGGUGACCUACGAGUUGGCUUUGCGCCACGUAGUCAACUUAGGUCCGACUACCCAUAGAGGAAAAGUUCUUCGUCUUAAGGCUCUCGUCCAAGAAGAGAGCUUGAAAGACAACAAGCCCACUAGCUCAGAACACGUCAUGAGUCCCCAAUCCAACUUAGAACUUUGCGAAGCGCAAGUUCAUCAGCUUCACAUCAGCUGCGAAGCAGCCAUUCGUACAGCUGACAGUGUAACUUUAAACCAAAUUCGGACACGUCUUCAUCAUUACCGCGACCGUCUACAGUUGAUUCGUCCGCCAAGUGAAUCGCGGGAUACGCAUGCAAUGCUAACGGUGCAUGUCGACGUGCUUUUAAACAAGCUGAACGGAACAAGUGUAGUGAAUAGUGUACCGCGAAGUGAGAGUGUUGUGGCUCAAGCAACUUCGACUGGAGCCAUAAGAAGGUACAACGGCGGAGAUGAAGGAGCAGUCGGAGGAGAAACCACGAUGCCAGUGGAAAGCAUUUCAAGACAAGACACCACACCACCAUCGGUAGCGCAGCCACCGCUAGUGACGUCAUUCUCGGGUGGGCAAGGCAGAGGAUUGUUGUUUUCGAGUUCGUUCCAAACGCGAGACAGCGAAGAAGCAGAACCAGCAGAUACGAGGCACCGAAACAGCUCACCUCCCCCUCCCUACCUGCCUAGAGAGCGGGAAACAUGGAACCCGUCGACCAGGGAACAACAAUCGCGGGAUAACCGCGAGUUACAAGCAAGAAUCAGGGAGAUGCAGGAGAGAGAACAACACAUGCGUGAGGAGUACUACAGAAUGCGAGACGACCUGGAGCGGUUGAUCCGUCGAGAGCGACCAGUACCGGAACGAGCGGACGAUCGCCGAAUACAGAAGGCCGUUCACAACUGGCCAUUCAAGUUCCGCGGCGAAAAGGACACGAUAUCACUCAACGUGUUCCUAGAUCGCGUGGAAACGUUCGCAAGGUCAGAAGGCAUGAGUGACGCCACACUCCUGAGCUCCAUCAAACACCUACUACAGGAGGACGCCAUCGACUGGUACUCACGAGCAACCUCGCAAAACUUGUUGCGAACCUGGGACCAAUUCAAGCGAGAGAUUCGAAGAGAAUUCCUGCCCAGCGGCUACUCCCAAAUUCUUCGUCUGGAAGCUAGCUUCCGGUUCCAAGGAAGAGAGGAAUCCUUCGCGAAAUUCUAUCGCGACAUUUCAGCGCUUUUUCGCUUCGUCGAUCCACCCAUACCAGACGACGAGAAGUUCUUCCUGGUGAAGAAGAACAUGAACGAGAACUACGCAGCCAUCGUCACAGCAGCGAGGCCUCGUUCACUGGAAGAAAUGGUGGAAGUCUGCACCGGAUACGACGAGACGAGAAUGCUUCUGAACAGACAACGCAGGAUUCCGAUUCCGCACAGCGCGCUUCUGGAACCGAACUUUGCUACGCCAGUAGUAACCAGCAGACCACCACCGGUUCAGCAUCACCAACAGCCACAGCGGUUCAACAGGAUUCACGCCGUGGAAGUAGAAGGCGCUUAUGAGAACGAAGCGGUAGAGGAAGGACCAGAAGAUGAUUGGCAGCACACAAUCGACGAACUGGUUGAGCAAGUCAACGCGCUGAAGAUGAACCUGGAGCGGAAAUCUGCGAGGCCAAUCUUUGCCGCACGCGACGAGAAGCAGUCCAGGUCGACGGACAGGUACAACCGAACAGAAGCUGAUGUUCUGCGAGCAGCGCGACAGUACACAAGAGAAGCGCAAGCUCCGGCACAGCAGCAACGGCCACAAGCCGCAUCGUUCCAGACUCGGCCACCACAACAGCAGCAAGAACAGCCGCAAAGAGCACAGAGCUGGCAAGUACGACAGUGGAUGCCAAGUUCGGAUCAGAGCGACAACAACCGAAGAAGCCAACGUCUGCUGCCAGAACCAGGCAGGCAACGGGAAGAUCGCCACAUACAACAGGAAGAAGCUCCGAACGAUCAACGACCAGCAAUGCUCUGCUGGAACUGCGACGAGGAAGGCCACAGAUUCACGGACUGUCCGAAACCGCAAGCCAUUCUCUUCUGCUACCGGUGUGGACGGAAGGGCUACUCGUUGCGCAGUUGCUUCACGUGUCGCACGGACGCGUUAAACUACCCAGCGGAGAACCAGCAAUAGAGGGGAGCAG